GGGGACGCCGAUAGAGUGUCCCUUAUUGUUAACGAAGAUAUUGAAAUUCAUAGUUGUAAAAUCUGUUUAAACAUAAAAGCUGAAUCAACUUCGGUAACAAUAACACUGGACUCAAACUUGCUUAACGACGAACGUGAUAUUGGAUAUAUUUUAUGCAGGAAAAACAUUAUAUUAUUUUAUAUCUAAAACUGAUUCCAUUGGUUGAUUAUAUAAAGACAUGAACGCAGUGAUACUUUGAAAGCGUGAGAUUUUAAGAGUUUUUGUCAUAUAAAAACAUCAUUAAUACUGAUGCUAAUGACAUUACCACAUACAUUUCGGCAUACAGAGAUAUACCAAUUUUGCGGUAAACUAAGAAAGGGAAGAAACAAUAGUGAACAUUGGUUUGGAAUACAAAACAGACAAAGCAUUAUCCAGAAACGAGUGGUUUGAACAGAAAGAAGACUGUAUGAUAAUUGACACAUCAACCGAACGUGAGGUUUGCAACAAAACUAGACACGCAAAUGACAUCGGAGGCUGAACUUCUUGCAGAGCUUAACAGCAACUUUAAGUCGGCGGUGUUACCGGUUACUAUAUUCGUCGGCAUUGAGGUCGCUGUCGGCUUCGUCGGGAACCUCUUCGUGUUGUACGUGUUCCUUUUCCGGUACCAUGCCUGCAACUUCCGGUACUUCGUACUAUGUUUGGCGUUCCUUGACUUCAUCAGCACCCUUACAACGAUGCCAGGCGAGAUCAUUACGCAACAAAACUGGUACGCGUACCCAUUUCCGGUUUUAUGCAAAGUAAAAUCAUUUUUUAACGUCUACACCGUAACUGGCGAAGCGGUUUGCCUGUGCAUAAUAGCCAUAGACCGCUACUUAAAGGUUUGCAAGCCGUUCGGUUGGCAGAUUCAUCCGAGACCAGCUUUGUUCUUAUGUGGAUGCAUCCUCGUCGUAGCUGUCGCCAUGGCAAUUCCAGUCUCCUUUCUAUGGGGAGUGAGUUCGCAUAUAGAGACUUACAAAAACAUGUCAGUCAACGUCAUCGUAUGCGAGAAGGAUAAAAAAUACGUGAACUCCGAUGCUCCGUUUAUUUAUGUUACAACAAUUGAAGUUAUUAUCUCCAUUUGCCUUUUGGUUAUGUUUUCCCUGUACAUAUUUGUGGCCAAGAAAUUAAUACUCGGUAAAAGUAGAUUCCAACGGCGGACAGGGUCACAGAGGGCGACCUGCUCGAGUGACCAAUGCUCCAGUGCGGAAAAAGCGUUAAGUUCGGACAGAACUCGGUCCGAAGACGGGUAUUGUUCGACGUCAGAUGACCUGACAACGAAUGACCUGGACGGAAAAAUCAACGUGGAGCAGCCGUCAAAUAAUAGUACCAAAAGUAAUGACUUAUGUAAUGAAGUUGUCAUUGAGAUUGAAGACGUAAGUGUCGUUACAACUAACAGGGGAAAUCCGGGAAAAAUCGGCGAAAAUGCCUCAACGACAAUUGAAGUUGCGAUCGUCCUCCAGAGAGAAGACUACGUGAACAGGGUACGCCAAAAGACGCUGAUUAUGUUAAUCCUGACCACAGUUUUUAUUAUUACCGCAAUUUUGUACCUAACGUUACUGGCUUUCAUCUCGAGAUCAGACGACAUCUUGCGGCACAUGGACGAUCAUGGAAAGUCGGCGUAUUUCUUCUUUUUCCGAUUGGUGUUCAUCAAUCACGUGAUCAACCCGAUUGUCUACGGAUGUCUUGAUGAACAGUUUAAGAAAGUGCUGUCGGAUAUCAAACAGUAUGUGGCCACACAGUUCAAAAGCAGGACGACACUCUAAAACAUAUAUGUAUAUGUGAUGUUCAUACAAGUGUGCAUUAUUUCAUAGUAUAUUUAUAUAUUUAUAUAAUUAGAUGACUAUUUAUUUAAUUGUAAAGCUAACUAAUUGCAAUGUUUUGCCAAAACAAUUCAUGCAUGUGUUCACAACCACUGGGGUUUCUUCAUUACGUUGCUUUCAAUUUCGUUUACUUUAUCGUGACGCCAUAUGUUGAAAAUUAUUACAGAACAAGCAAUUUUUUCAAAAUUUAAAUUAAUCUGAUUUAAAAUAACGUGAUUUUUGCAUUUUUGUUUACAAAUGAUUGAUUUGCUAUGUUCGUUUGUAGUAAAGUCACUUCUUACAAAACUCGAAAAUAUGUGUGGCACACCGUUUUUAGUGCGUAUUUACGGUGGCAUAGAGGUGACAUUCACUCUUCUUUUUUUUUUAAUUGCAUUCCUCUUUUUCUAUCUCGUGCCCUCGAAUAAGUAACUCGAGGCUACGAGUUAGCUGUGUCGUGGCCUCGAGUUACUAAGUCGAGACAACGAGAUAGAGAAAAGAUGAGUGUACAUCUUAAUCUCCCUCGAGAUAGCUUAAAUUCUAUCCUCUUUUGUUUCAUGCACCCUUCCUUUAUUUACUGCACCGCUCUUAUUUUAUUUGCACAUCUCUGUUAUUUAGUUUUGCACUCCUCUUUUUUUCUAUCUCGUGGCCACGACUAAGUAACUCGAGGCUAUGCUAUAGCUAAUGGCCACGAGUUAGUAAGUCGUGGCCACGAGCAAGUCGUGGCUUCGAGGUACUAAGUCGAUUCCCCGAGAUAGAAAAAAGAGGAGUGCAUUUUAAAAAGAGGAGUGAAUGUCACCUCUUUGCCACCGCACGUAUUUUAGUCCCACCUAACAGUUUCCACGCGUUCGAAUAUUUGUGGUCAUAGAUUCUACAACCAACUCUUGCAUUUUUUGCAUAUCUGAUUUUAUUUCUAUCAAUAGUGGCAGAGUACGUUCAAUAUUUUACAUUUGAUGUGCACGUUAAUUUCUGAGACGCGCUUGGUAAGUCAUUGAACAGACCGGAGACUGUUCAAAUAAACCCUCGUGUGUUGGCUAUAAAUCGUUAAACAGUUUAAUGACUUCAACGCCAGCUGUGAAGUUGUUAUGAUCUGAAUUCGCGUAGUCAUCGUAAUUCACUAUACAGUAUACAGGAUUG
This is a messenger RNA of Dreissena polymorpha, 2951 nucleotides long. Its product is annotated as D(1A) dopamine receptor-like. The coding region runs from base 501 to 1781 and encodes 426 amino acids. Lineage: Eukaryota; Metazoa; Mollusca; Bivalvia; Myida; Dreissenidae. The transcript has a single exon. The record is from RefSeq and is a predicted model, not a curated record. Gene Ontology annotation, cellular component: membrane. Gene Ontology annotation, molecular function: G protein-coupled peptide receptor activity. Gene Ontology annotation, biological process: neuropeptide signaling pathway.